Messenger RNA from Anopheles arabiensis, 478 nucleotides. RefSeq names its product translation machinery-associated protein 7 homolog. Bases 74 to 268 code for a protein of 64 amino acids. The record is from RefSeq and is a predicted model, not a curated record. NCBI's taxonomy places the organism in Eukaryota, Metazoa, Arthropoda, Insecta, Diptera, Culicidae. The transcript is spliced from 3 exons.
CGACAAUUAGCACUUGUCAAAAUCACAAGCAUACGCAUUUUCGGGCAUUUUCUCUAUCUUAACAAAAACAGCAAUGAGUGGACGCGAAGGUGGCAAGAAGAAGCCUCUGAAGGCGCCGAAAAAGGAGCAGUCCGAGAUGGACGAGGACACUGCUGCGUUCAAGGCGAAGCAGAAGGAACAGCAGAAAGCGCUCGAAGCGGCAAAACAGAAGGCAACCAAGGGUGGCCCGCUGUUGCAGGGCGGCAUCAAGAAGUCGGGCAAGAAGUGAUCCGGCAGCUGUUACCGGAACCAGCGGUUGCUGCUGACCUCAUCUGCUGCCACUCACUCCGACAUCGGGAGGUUAUCCCGGAAGGUCGUCUGCCGCCGUUGGAUCGCCGUUUAAGUUAAGCCUACAAAUUUCCGUGUUUUCAAUGCCCGCGCUGACGGACCCGGUGUGGUUUAUACAAUAUUGAUAAAUAAACAUUUUCACUUAACGAUA